GCUCAGUCCAUCGCCCACCUUCCCCCACUCUACUCGCCGCUCGCCAGCAGCGGCACCCCAGUGAGCAGUGAGCUUGCCUCCUCCUCCCGCGCCCCCAAAAACCUCGCCUCCCGCCUCCCUCCGACCCACGCGCGCCCGCCGCCGAUCGCCACCGCGCCCGCGCCAGAUCUGACCACGACCCGCCGAUCGCUUGCUCUUCUUCUUCUUCGCCCGCGCUCCCGCCCAUUGCCAGCGCCCUGCCGCUCUUCCUUCCCCCCUUACCCGCCCGCCACCGCGCCCGGGGAGCUAGCGAGCGAGCUCGCCCGCUCCGGCUCGCUCCAGCCCGCCGCCGCGGCCGCUUAGCAGCAGCUAGCCACCAGGGCCAAUGCGGGCCGCGGCGCCCGGGGCAUGGUGCUAGGGGCCCACGCCGCGGGGCUUGCAGCAGCGCCGGGAUGGAGGCCGUGGUGCUCGGCGGCGGGGGCGGGGACGCCCGGACCAAGCGGGCCCGGGUGAAGGCCGCGGGCGCGGACCCGGACCCGGACCCCAAGCGCGCCCGGGCGGCGCCCGCCGCGCCUCCGCCGCCGCCGCCGUGGGCGCCGCAGCAGCACCAGCACCAGCACCAGCACCCGGCCUCGCGGAUCUACCGCGUCUCGCGCGCCUCGGGCGGCAAGGACCGCCACAGCAAGGUCUACACCGCCAAGGGCAUCCGCGACCGCCGCGUCCGCCUCUCCGUCGCCACCGCCAUCCAGUUCUACGACCUGCAGGACCGCCUCGGCUACGACCAGCCCAGCAAGGCCAUCGAGUGGCUCAUCAAGGCCGCCGCCGCCGCCAUCGACAAGCUGCCCUCGCUCGACGCCGCCGCGGGGCCGGGAUUCCCCGCCCACCCGGCCUCCGCCGCCGCCGCCGCGCCCAUGGACCUGCCCGCCCUGCCGGAUGCCGCGCCGCCCGACGACGACGACGACGACGACCACCACCACCACCACCAGCAGCAGCAGCAGCUCACGAGAUCGGGCUGCAGCAGCACCUCCGAGACCAGCAAGGGCUCCGUCCUCUCGCUCUCCCGCUCCGAGAGCCGGGUCAAGUCCAGGGAGCGCGCCCGGGAGCGGAGCGCCGCCGCCAGGGACAAGGACAAGGACCCCGCCGACGACGACGCCGCCGCGGGGCGCCGCGCAGCGCCCACCGCCUCCGUGCAGGCCGCGUCCUUCACCGAGCUGCUCACGGGGAUGGCCGCCGCCGAGCACAAGCAGCAGCAGCAGCAGCUGCCGCAGCCGCAGUCGUCGGCCCCCUGGCAGCCACUGUCUGUCCCCGCGACCACCGCCGACUACAUCGGGUUCGCGCAGCCCCGGAAGGCGGCCGGGCACGCCAUGGCGCACUCCUUCGCCUCCCCGCCUCCCCAUCUCGGCAACAUUGCGUCGUCCAUCGCCAUGGCCCCGGCGCAGCACUUCGGCUUGGCGAGCGGCGCCGUGACCAUCGCCUCUGGCGGCGGCGAGCCGCACGCGGAGAUGACGCACUACUCGUUCUUGCAGGACCACUUCAUGCCCGUCCACGCGGCGCCGGCCCCGGGUCCCGCCGGAGACUACAACCUCAACUUCUCCAUGUCCUCGGGUCUUGUGGGUGUCAACAGUAGGGGGACCCUUCAGUCCAAUUCGCAGCCGCACAUCUCCGGCCACCACCACCAACACCACCACCACCAGCUCCAGAGGCUGUCUACUCCACUGGAUGCUCCCAACAACAUACCCUUCCUGUUCACCCCCGCCGCCGCGGUGACCACGCCCACCACGGCGGACAACCAGUUCGCCGCGUUCCAGCUCUGGAACGGGUUCCAGCACGCAGACAUGAAGGAGAAGGGCAAAAACUGAACGACAGCUGCCCAAUGCAGUGCAGUGCUUUCCGGAUGGAUGUGAAGACAUCAAAUAAUUGCAGCCUAUCCCUGCAAGCACAAUCAUUAUGUGAAGCGACCAUAAGUGUGCUGGGGAUGAUUCGCCGCAUUCUUGGAAAGCAGAUCAUUCUUCAGACGUCUACCCUGGUCACCACUGAAGAACAUCAUCGUUGUUACUCUGACAACCAUCUGCAUUUCUUUAUCCGCCUGCUGCUGUAUUCAUUUCGUGGAGGUGAGAUUUUUUGGAGCAUGACUUGCUGGAGUGCCCUGUCAGAAAGCCAUUGUAAUCCUUUCCAUUCUAGACAUUGCCAAAUGCCAAUGAAUGGAUCCCCGGCUUUUGAUCGGCUCUUUCGAGUUCCAGGAUCAGUUAUCUCCCCCAUUUUUAUGGUUCUCGGUUGUGUGUUGUGCUAGAAUUGUGAGGAUUAAUGAUCAGAUCCAUCAGAUGAAGCAUCUGUGGUGAAGUCUGUUCCCCUAUUUUGUGCUGAAUACGCUGCUCUAAUGAGAGUCUGAGAUGUAAAUUUAUUUUUCUUUUCUUGCAGUGUUUACUUCGUAUUGCUCCUGAUUUA
Panicum virgatum (switchgrass) is the source of this 2424-nucleotide messenger RNA. Its product is annotated as transcription factor PCF6-like. Gene Ontology annotation, biological process: regulation of secondary shoot formation. Lineage: Eukaryota; Viridiplantae; Streptophyta; Magnoliopsida; Poales; Poaceae. Gene Ontology annotation, molecular function: sequence-specific DNA binding; DNA-binding transcription factor activity. Gene Ontology annotation, cellular component: nucleus. The record is from RefSeq and is a predicted model, not a curated record. Bases 432 to 1838 code for a protein of 468 amino acids. The transcript has 2 exons.